Molecule: messenger RNA, 255 nt
Organism: Leishmania braziliensis MHOM/BR/75/M2904
Lineage: Eukaryota; Euglenozoa; Kinetoplastea; Trypanosomatida; Trypanosomatidae
Exons: 1
Coding region: 1-255 (84 amino acids)
Source: RefSeq, a predicted model, not a curated record
AUGCUGCGCCGCUCUCUCGUGAUGCGUGGCGGCUUUUCGCAGGAGGCCUUUCACCGAAUGACCAAGUAUAUUACCUCUCGCAACCCGAAUGAGAAGUACCUGCGCACUGGCCACAUUGUUCUCGAGACACUGAAGCGGUACCACGCGUACAUCCUGGCGGUUGUUCUCAUCAGCACCUUCACCGUAUAUGACCACCGCCGGCAUCCAGAGAAGAUGCCAGGUGCCACCCAUGAUGGUCGCUCCCUGGUGCUGUAG